Lacerta agilis (Sand lizard) is the source of this 1730-nucleotide messenger RNA. RefSeq names its product C-C chemokine receptor type 5-like. The record is from RefSeq and is a predicted model, not a curated record. NCBI's taxonomy places the organism in Eukaryota, Metazoa, Chordata, Lepidosauria, Squamata, Lacertidae. Bases 1 to 1074 code for a protein of 357 amino acids. Gene Ontology annotation, biological process: inflammatory response; immune response; G protein-coupled receptor signaling pathway. The transcript has a single exon. Gene Ontology annotation, molecular function: C-C chemokine receptor activity. Gene Ontology annotation, cellular component: membrane; cytoplasm.
AUGGACAAUUCUUCCACGAUGCCAGAUUAUGAAAUAAGCACAACUUUCGACUAUUCGGGUGUAAUAGCCCCAGCCAUUGACAAAAAUGUGAAAAUAUUCAACUCUGAUUUUGUGCCACCGCUUUACUCUUUGGUGUUCAUAUUUGGCCUGCUGGGCAACUCGCUGGUGGUUCUGAUCCUCAUCAGAUACAAGAAACUCAAGAGCAUGACUGAUAUCUACCUGCUCAAUUUAGCCAUCUCGGACUUGCUUUUCAUCAUCUCUCUCCCAUUUUGGGCUCAUUAUGCAACUCACGAGUGGAUAUUUGAAGAUGCAAUGUGCAAAAUUCUCUCUGGGAUCUAUUGUGUAGGCUUCUACAGCGGAAGUUUUUUCAUAAUCCUUUUGUCAAUUGAUAGAUACCUGGCCAUCGUCCAUGCAGUGUUCGCAUUAAAAGCCAGGACGAUCACCUAUGGCACCUUCACAAGCGUCAUCACUUGGGUCGUGGCCUUAUUAGCCUCUGUGCCAGAAUUUGUAUUUCACCAUGUUCAAAAGGAAUUUGAGAACAACAGCUGUACAAUUCAUUAUCCCUCAGAAAAUGAAAAAGAAUGGAAGCAAUUUCUAACUUUAUUGAAGUUCAUUUUGGGCCUAACCAUUCCUGCAGUCAUUAUUAUCUUCUGUUACAUGCAGAUUAUAAUGAUUUUGAUUAAGGGUAGAAAUCAGAGAAGGCAGAAGGCUUUCAAGCUUAUUGCUGUGAUCAUGGUUGUUUUUUUCCUCUUCUGGAUGCCAUACAACAUUGCCCUGUUGGUGCGGACCUUCCAAGGUUCAUUUUUUUCAUCUAACUCAGAGAAUAAUAUUGAGGGCAAGGUAGCUUUAGCAAUUGAAAUCACAAGAAUAAUUGCUCUGAUUCACUGUUGCAUCAACCCUGUGAUUUAUGCCUUUCUGGGUGAAAAAUUUCGGAAAUAUAUCUCUAUCUUUUUCCGAAAGUGCCUGUUAGCUCUUCUCUGUAGGCUCUGCCCAGGUCGAAAUUAUCCUAAUUUGGAACGGUCUACUUCCUCCUAUAUAAGUUCAACAGAACAUGACAUUUCUAUUGGUUUGUGAAGUGGUUUCCAGUUGUCUUUCUCCAUCUUUUCUUUAUAAAAACACUUUAGUUGGUUAGGGUUGCCAUACGUCUUGGAUUGCCAGGACACAGCCGGAAUAUAGCAGUCAGGAACAGUGUCUGGAUGGAAAUCGCUUAAAUGUCCAGGCAAAUCUGUAUGUAUGGCAGUUCAUGUCAGGAGUCUAGUUUGGGGCAAGUUUUCUUGAAGCUGCUUCUUCUUUUUUGAGAUUUUGCAAAAGAAGCUCAACAACUCUUGCAUCCGGAUUUUCACUUUUUGAAAUAUGCCAAUCCUAUGUUGGUAUAUCUGACCAAAGUAUGUCAGACUGCUAAGGGGGAGAUGAAAACAAUAUGUUAGGAUGCCCUAUGACCUUUGGAGGGAAACCAUUCUUGUGCCCCUUCCCCCUUGGGGCUCCUGUGGGGGAAGGGAGCAGCCAGAUCUGGUGAGACAUAUUUUGAUGAACUACAAUUCGCGUUAUGAUAGGUGGUGCAAAACUGCUCACGCAAAUUAUUGAAAAAUACUGAGCUUGUACAAAUAAAUGCCGGACUCAAGCUUUGGAAGUCAGUUGUAUCAGGAAAGUGAAGACAAUCCCUAUCGAAUUUCUCUCAAUAUGAGAUGCAGAAAUGGAUCCAAGUAUCACGAAGCCCAGGAUGUUAAUGA